AUGGCUGCUGCGCCACCUUUAUCCUGGGCGUCGCCGGCUGUCCUGCUGCUUCACCAGCCCUGCCGCCGCUCCGUAGCGCCGACAGCUAUAUCGGCCUUUGCGGGCUUCCUGCAGCACUGCGUAAACCUCGUCUUUGGCGUCGCCUUUGCGGCGUCAGGCGCCGCCUCAGAGUGCGCGUGGUACCUCACCAACUUUGUCAUCUCGGUCGUGUGUGGCGUGCUGCUGCUCAACCUCGCCAUGGCGGGCUACAACCGGUGCGUCGACCGGUUUGGCCUGCACCUCCUGCGAUCUGGAGAGUACGGCAAGCCGCCGAGCUGGAGGCCGUGGCUGAUGCAGAUGCUCGUGUGGGGCUUCUUGGCGUCGGCCGAGAAGAGAUUGGAUGCCGUCGCGCAGCUAAUAGAGGCGCCAGUCCACCACUACCCGAAGGCGGGGCUCUCUAGAUACUUCAUGCCCGCUUCCUCACCGCCGCCCUCGUGA
Emiliania huxleyi CCMP1516 is the source of this 477-nucleotide messenger RNA. RefSeq lists its product as hypothetical. The transcript has 7 exons. Gene Ontology annotation, cellular component: membrane. The record is from RefSeq and is a predicted model, not a curated record. Lineage: Eukaryota; Haptophyta; Isochrysidales; Noelaerhabdaceae. The coding region runs from base 1 to 477 and encodes 158 amino acids.